UAUGGAUCCACAAAUCUCAAAGCUUCAAUUCAAAUUUUCAGCAUCUUUCAACGGUUACAUUUCUCAUUCAUCUCUCUCUCCUCUCUCUUCUACUUCCAGCGGUCCAAACCCUGAAAAUUUAUGUGAGUAAUGAAGCAUCUUAGGCCACCAAGAAACCCCAUCUUGCGCGAUAACUAUCAAGGCAGCAUGGAUAAUCCUUCGCCUUCUCCGAAUCCUUCUUCUGUAAAGCACAGAAACGCAUCUCGCAAGCAAAAAUACACCAAAGAAAACCAGCCCCCAUCAGAUCUGACCCCAAUGAUGCCGGAAUCUUCACUUGCUGGAAAGCCCUCUCCCAAGACCAAGAGCUUACUUCCUCCAAGGCCUCCCUCUUCAAACCCUCUAAAGCGGAAACACAGCGGGGAAGUUAUUUACGAUAAUGGACUACCCAGUUCUGAUUCUGGCGUCAAGGUUAUUGUAAGAGUGAGACCACCAACAAAGGAUGAACAAGAAGGAGAGAUGAUAGUCCAGAAAUUAUCUAACGAUACUUUGUCAAUUCAAGGGCAGACAUUUACAUUUGAUUCCAUUGCAGACUCUGAUGCAACUCAGAAUGAUAUAUUUCAGCUUGUUGGAUCUCCACUUGUUGAGAAUUGUUUGGCUGGGUUCAACAGUUCUGUAUUUGCAUAUGGACAGACUGGAAGUGGAAAAACUUUUACAGUUUGGGGUCCUGCGAAUGCAUUGUUUGAAGAAAAUCUUUCAAGUGAUCAACAAGGUUUAACACCCAGAGUUUUUGAACGCCUCUUUGCUCGUAUAAAUGAGGAGGAAAUUAAACACACAGAAAAGCAACUAACAUAUCAAUGUCGCUGUUCUUUUCUCGAGAUUUACAACGAGCAAAUCACUGAUUUGUUGGAUCCAAGCCAAGGAAAUCUCCAGAUAAGAGAAGAUGUUAGUUCUGGUGUCUAUGUUGAGAACUUGACAGAGGAGCCUGCAUCCUCAAUGAAGGAUAUGAAGAAGCUUUUGAUGAAGGGAUUAUCAAAUAGAAGAAUUGGUUCAACCAGCAUAAAUGCAGAGAGUUCUCGAUCUCACAGUGUUUUUACUUGUGUUCUAGAGUCUCGGUAUAAGAAUCCAGGAGAUGGUUUAAGCUGUUUCAAAACAAGCAGAAUAAAUCUUGUAGAUCUUGCUGGAUCAGAAAGGCAGAAGCUCACAGGAGCAGCUGGAGAACGCCUAAAGGAGGCAGGGAAUAUUAAUAAGUCACUUUCACAGCUUGGGAACUUGAUUAACAUUUUGGCAGAGAUUUCCCAGACAGGAAAGCCUAGGCAUAUUCCCUACAGAGACUCGAGGUUGACCUUUUUACUACAAGAGUCUCUUGGAGGAAAUGCCAAACUAGCAAUGAUUUGUGCUAUUUCACCUGCUCAAAGCUGCAAAAAUGAGACAUGGAGCACAGUAAGAUUUGCACAAAGAGCAAAGGCCAUUAAGAAUAAAGCAGUCGUCAAUGAAGUGAUGCAAGAUGAUGUUAAUACCUUGAGAGAAGUUAUAAAGCAACUAAGGGAUGAACUAGUUCGCUUGAAGGAAAAUGUCAAUCAACCCAAAUCCAAUUCGAGUUACUCAACAGGCUGGAAUGCUCGAAGAAGCUUAACCCUCCUAAAAUAUAGUCUUAGCCGUCCAAUGACAUUGCCUCAAACAGACGAUGACAGUGAUGAAGAAAUGGAAAUUGUGGAAGAAGAGGACCAAUCAGGAGCUAUUAAUGAUCAGGAAGAUUGUGAUGAAGGGAUGUCGGAGCCUAUACUUGGUACACCUGAAGCUACACACAUUAAGAAGCAGGGCUCUCUGGACAUGGAUGAUGUCCCUAUGGAAGAGAGUACACCUGAAAAUAUUUUUGAUCACACAAAGGUUUUAUAUUCCUCUUUAACUAAUGAAAGUGAGAAUAAUAAUAAUAUUCUGGAUGGAUCAAUGCAAAAUGUGUUUGAUGAUCAAGAACAACUGAUCACAACAGCUCCUCCUUCUGCAUAUAAUCCCCCUGAGGAUAAAUCUAACACUUCAACAACGGCUCCAAGACUGAGCAGCUUAAUUCCUUUUGAUAUUACCUCUGAGCUCAAAUCACCCACACCAAGUGUUUCACCAAGAGUGACAGAUAGUUCCAGAAAAAGUCUUAGAACUUCAUCCAUGAUUAGUGCUUCUCAGAAGGAUUCCAAGGUUGUCUCUAUUUUGGGACCAAAAGAAACAAGCACUGCCUCCAUAUCUACCCAGACAAGGAAUAGUACUCUACGGACUGAAUGGUUAACUUCCAGUAUCCAACGUGGUCUUGAAGUCAUUGGGGGUCCUAGCCAAAGUCCUAGGAUAUCAUCAAUUGGAUAUACGCACAAACCUAUUGACAUUGGCACUCAAACUAUUCCUCAAGAUUAUGCAUCUGAGGAGGAGUACCCACAUAUGUUCCUUUGUGGUAAAUGUAAGACGGAAAUUCCUCUAUCAGAACCUCAAGAUCUCAACGGUACUUCAAAUAUGCAGAUAGUACCUGUUGAAGCUCCACAUUCAGUUGGAGAAUCAAUGCAGCAACUACCAAGAGCAGUUGAAAAGGUUUUGGCAGGUUCUAUCAGACGGGAAAUGGCAUUGGAACAAUUCUGUGCAAAGCAAACUCAAGAAAUCAUACAUUUAAACAGAUUGCUCCAGCAAUACAAGCACGAGAGAGAAUGUAAUGCAGUUAUUGGACAGACACGUGAAGAUAAAAUUGUUCGCCUCGAGAGACUGAUGGAUGGCAUCUUAACUGCAGAGGAAUUUAAGAAUGAAGAACUUGUUUCUCUUGCUAACGAGCACAAGCUUCUGAAGGAAAAAUAUAACAAUCAUCCCGAAAUUCUGAGGACAAAGCUUGAAUUAAGAAGAGUUCAGGAGGAAAUGGAACAAUAUAAGAACUUCUUUGAGUUGGGAGAGAAGGAUGUACUGCUGGAAGAGAUCCAAUAUCUAAGGAGCCAACUCCAGGUUUAUAUAGACUCUUCUUCUUCAUCUGCAACACAGAAACGAAGACCUUUCUUGCAGUUAACAUAUUCAUGCGAUCCUCGUAUGGCUACACAACUGUACAAAGUUCCGGAAUCAGUUGAGGAGGAGAGUGCCACACAGAAACUUGAAGCAGAAAGGCUACAUUGGAGAGAAACAGAGAGCAAAUGGAUUUCUCUUUCUGAAGAAUUGAAAACUGAACUAGAUGCUAGCCGGUCUCUAGCUGACAAAUGGAAAUAUGAACUGGAUUUGGAGAAAAGAUGUACUGAAGAACUGAAGGAGGCAAUGCAACUGGCCAUGGAUGGCCAUGCGCGUAUGCUCGAACAGUAUGCUGAACUGGAGGAGAAACAUAUUCAGAUGCUUGUGAGACACAGAAGAGUUCAAGAUGGAAUAGAGGAAGUGAAGAAGAAGGCCGCAUCAGCAGCCAAAGUAAGGGGUGGUGAGUCUAAGUUUAUACACGCUCUUGCUGCUGAAAUAUCGGUUUUGAAAGUUGAACGGGAAAGGGAAAGGCGACAUCUUAAGGAUGAGAAUAAAGGGCUGCAUGCCCAACUGAGGGAUACAGCCGAGGCUGUACAGGCUGCUGGUGAACUACUUGUGCGACUCAAAGAAGCAGAGGAGGAAGUAACUGCUGCCAAGAGAGGGGCUUGGGAGAUUGAGCAAGAAAAAGAAAAGGCAUACAAGCAGAUUAACAAAAUGAAGAAGAAUCAUGAGAAGGAGAUAAGUUCACUGAAACGGUUACUUGAAGAAUACCGGUUAGCAAAAAAAGAAGAAACGAAACCAGUUGAUUUUAACGAACCAGAAGUGAAACAACACGAUGUUGCAGGGGAGACUGCUACUACUUCUACUAAUAGUCUUGCCAGAGUGAAGGAUAAUGAUGAUGAUGAUGAAAGAUGGAAAGAGGAGUUUGAUACUACGUUUUACAAUGGUGAUGGAGAAGGGGAAAUAUCGAAUCUUACAGAACCUUCAUGGUUUUCGGGUUACGAUAGAUGUAACAUAUAAGUAGAAUCAUCUCAUUUUGUAUAUGUAUGUAUUGUGUUGGUAAGAUAUAUCUCUGUAUUGAUAUGAUGAUCCUCUCCUGUCCUCUUUUAGUAUUCUUUUCGCUAUUGCAAUUGUAUUGACUCUAUCCAUCCGCAGUCCUCACAUUAACUUGAAAUGGAAAUGUGCAAUUUCCUAUUGCAAUA
Messenger RNA from Impatiens glandulifera, 4145 nucleotides. Its product is annotated as kinesin-like protein KIN-12B. The transcript has 16 exons. Gene Ontology annotation, biological process: microtubule-based movement. Gene Ontology annotation, molecular function: ATP binding; microtubule motor activity; microtubule binding. The record is from RefSeq and is a predicted model, not a curated record. The coding region runs from base 130 to 3963 and encodes 1277 amino acids. NCBI's taxonomy places the organism in Eukaryota, Viridiplantae, Streptophyta, Magnoliopsida, Ericales, Balsaminaceae.